UGACGAUGCCCAGCGAUAUCUCAAUCGCGCAUGCAAAUCGACCUCGACCGCACCCACGAGCAUUCCGCCAUCGACCACCGAGCUCUUAGGCCCUCCCUUUGCCCCAUCUUGCAUCCACCUGCAGAAGUGCGCCCUUCGAGCAGCACCUUUGUCAAAUUCUAAUACAGUCUCCGCCAUGACACAUAUUCGCCGAGCAGUGCACGCUCACGCAGAGGCGUCACAUCGCGCGCAAGCAUCGAAUGUGGGCCGCCAGUGCUCAGUGGAAGGCAUCUAUGGGUAUCCGUCUCCGCCCGAUAGCGGCCGUUCGGGUAGCCGUGCUGCCAGUCCAGACGAUCACAGCAAGCAUGCACUCGGUCCAGAGACCAAACUUUCGGCAACAUUUGCAGAUGUUGCAACGCAACUCAACAAUGAGGAGACUGUCUUCAAUCCACCAAGACGGCACACAGCAUCGCCGCAAAUUGUCGAGGAGGACGACGAUAAUCCGCUUGAUGGACCUACUGAGCUGGGAGGUCGAAGGAUCAAAGUUGCUUGGAACCCCAACUUUCGCACAUUCGUCUUUCGCGGUCAGCGCGUAACUUAUCCAACCCCACAGAUGGACGAUUCGGAUGAUGAGGAAAUCGUGCCCCGCUUGCUCUUUCCUGAAGGCUGCGGCAAGACUACCAAGCGAGUCAGACGAUCACGCUCGGGGAAUCAUCGAGGAGUGCAGUGCGCUCGUGCUUCGCCGCCAUGUUGUGAAGAGGGUACGUCAGCACCAUUGUCACCUCGAGAAGCACGCGCGGCCUUGUCGCCGCCUCAGGAAAAGUACGCGCCUGUCUCUCCGCCUUCCCCAGAGAAGUACGCACCUUUCUCGCCUCCCGCAACGAACGCUUCUACUCGCGCUUUCAGCUACGAGUACGAAGAUGGCGACGUCAUGGUCGAGCAUCCCUUGGCGAAUGCUUACGAUCAGCCAAGCGCGAAUUUCCAAGCAUCAGAUGCAGGACUGGAGUGGGAUGAGACGAUACGGGAGGAGUGUGGGCAUAAGGCACACUGCGCCGAGCGCAAGUCCCUUAAACCCAGGCCAAAUCUCUUUGCAGCGGAAAUUGCAGCAGCCGCAGCGUCCAGGUCCACAUCUGCCCAACACCAGGGAACAGGCGCCACGGGACCUCAUGCUCGCUUGCAUCGUAUGAUGGAGGCAUGGUCAGACGAUGAUGACGAGGAUGAGAGCCAACCCUUCCCUUUUGGAGUUUUGGAAGCACCUAACCAAGAACCGAAUAAAGAUACGUCGUCUCGCACAGCAAAGAGAAAGGCAGAUUGGGAUUCUAGCGACGAGGAAGAAAGUCGACGAGUCACUCGCUGGACGCGCGAAGAUGCGUCUCGAGCUCCGGUCACAGCGGAUCAGCAGCGAUGGCGGCCAGAAGAGGUGUUGGCUCCGCAAAGAAAACGCUUGCAAGAGCAGACGAGGACACAUCGUUAGUCUCGCAUCCAAGCUCACGGUCAAGGCCAAGAAACGAAAAGACUCCAGAAUUGAGGAGGUUGCACUCCGACAGCCUAACAUGGCAGUCCAACACGCCCUGAGCGAUGAGCUGACAGCCGGCUCGCGGCUUAUUUGUGGGGCUCCGACUCCAGCAUCGGUCGUUUCAUGAGGAGUCUCCGAAGUCACAAUUGACCACCACGCACAAACAUUUAUCUGCAUCCACAUCCACAUCCACAUCCACAUCCACAUCCACAUCCACAUCCACAUCCACAUCCACAAUCAGCCAUUCGACAUAUGAGUCUUUGUCCAAUUCACACACACACAAUCAGAGCUAUAUGAGCAG
Ceraceosorus guamensis is the source of this 1796-nucleotide messenger RNA. RefSeq lists its product as hypothetical. Bases 176 to 1453 code for a protein of 425 amino acids. NCBI's taxonomy places the organism in Eukaryota, Fungi, Basidiomycota, Exobasidiomycetes, Ceraceosorales, Ceraceosoraceae. The transcript is spliced from 2 exons. The record is from RefSeq and is a predicted model, not a curated record.